AUGGCAACUAAAAUUCCCACCGAAAUAUUAAUUAAAAUUUUAAAAAAUUUUCAACCAUUUAGUUUAAAACAAGAUUUAUAUUCAUCAUUGUUAGUUAAUCGAAAUUGGUGUAAAGUUAUUAUGCCGAUACUUUGGGAAUUACCUUUGGGUCAAGAAAAUUAUUGCACAGAGAAGACAGCAUUAUGUAUUCGAACUUAUAUAUCAUGUAUGGAUACUCAAUCUAGAACUUUACUUACUCAAAAUGGAUUUGAUUUAUCAUUAUUACUACCUCAACCCACUUUUGAUUAUCCAUCAUUCACUCAUAAAUUUAUAAUUAAUAAUUUAGUUUAUUUUAUUUCCAUAUAUUCGCAACAACGUAUUAUUAAUAAUUGUAAAGAUUCAAAAAUAUUAUUUCAUGAGAUAUUUAAAUUAAUAAUAAAUCGUUGCUCAUUUCUAGAUUAUUUUAAAUUGGCGAGAUAUAAAUAUUCUGAUCAUAAUGAUUAUAGUGAUACAAUCAGUUCAAUUCUCGAAUUACCUAAUGCUUCGAAAGUAUUCGAGAAACUAGAAAGUUUUAUAAUAGAAAAUUAUUAUGAUGGAUUUGUUUGUCAAUUAUGCGAAUCAUUAAAAUUAAUAUGUGGGAAUAUUUUAAAUAUGAAUUUGAAAUUGAAUUCAUAUUAUCAAGUGCAAUUAUUAGCAAAACUUAUUAGCGUUCAAAAACGGUUAGAAAAUAUAUCAAUUGUUGCUAAUUAUUUUCUGGAUCAUGAUCCAUUGUUUUGGUCUAUCGUCAGUCAAAAAGAAACAUUAAAGAGUUUUCGGUUAAAAAAAUUAUGUUAUCAUAAUAGUUAUGCGGAGAAAUUAUUACCUAUUGGACAAUUUACUUCACUUCAAGAACUUUAUAUUGAAGAUUGUUAUGGAUUAUGUGAUUCAGAUUGUUUAUCCUUGGCUUCAUCAUUUACUCAAUUAAGUAGUUUUCAUUAUAUGCAUUCGUGUGAUCGAUCUGAUAGAUAUCCUCAAGAUUUUAUUAUAAAAAUUCUCGAAACGGUCAAUACAAAUUUAAAAAAUCUUUGUCUGGAUUUAUUUCCCUCAAUUACAUUUGAUGUAUUUUCAGCAAUGUUAAAUUAUUGUACAAAGAUUACCAAUUUAACUCUUUAUCAAUUAAGUCUCGAACAAUUAAUUGCAAUAUUUAAUAAUAAUUUUAACGAAUUAAGAAGAUUUUCAUUUGAUUGUAGAAUUGAUACUGAUGAAUUAUUAUGCCAAAUGGCCAAAAAUAUACCAGAAUCACUUGAAACUAUUGAAAUUAAAAUGUAUGAUUCAUGGAGGUUUAGUGCUGAUGAUUUAAGAGAAAUCUUUGAAGGGUGGUGUUUUAAAGGAGGAGGAGAAAAUAAAAAGAUUAUUUUAAGAAGCGCAACAGAAGUGUGGAAUUUUACAUUAAGUGAUGAACAUUUUAAAGUUAUUAAAGAAUAUGGAGUGGAGUUAAAAUUAAUGUAG
Molecule: messenger RNA, 1467 nt
Organism: Diversispora eburnea
Lineage: Eukaryota; Fungi; Glomeromycota; Glomeromycetes; Diversisporales; Diversisporaceae
Source: the annotation of a GenBank genome assembly